This is a messenger RNA of Erpetoichthys calabaricus (reedfish), 3303 nucleotides long. RefSeq names its product angiopoietin-like 3 (gene angptl3). Lineage: Eukaryota; Metazoa; Chordata; Cladistia; Polypteriformes; Polypteridae. The record is from RefSeq and is a predicted model, not a curated record. Bases 53 to 1459 code for a protein of 468 amino acids. Gene Ontology annotation, biological process: cholesterol homeostasis; phospholipid catabolic process; triglyceride homeostasis. The transcript is spliced from 7 exons.
UCACUCCUGAAGACAGCCUCUGGGUCUCCCACUACAGAAAAGAUUUUCAAACAUGAAGUCUUCUUUUAUCUUGCUAUUUAUACUAUUUCCUUGUAUAUGUACCAACAGAAUGGAUAAAGUUGAAGACUUUUCAAUUACUCACUCACCAGAUGAAACAAAAUCUAGAUUUGCGAUGCUUGAUGAUGUCCGAAUCCUCGCCAAUGGCCUUCUUCAGUUGGGCCAUGGACUAAAAGAUUUUGUACACAAAACUAAAGGCCAGAUUAAUGACAUAUUCCAGAGACUCAGCAUUUUCGACAAAUCUUUCUAUGAGCUUUCCUUACAGACCAACCAAAUCAAAGUAGAAGAAGAGGAGCUCAAGAAAACCACUACAAUCCUAAAGAUAAAAAAUGAAGAAGUCCGGAACAUGUCCCUUGAAAUUAAUUCCAAAAUUAAUGAAAUCAUAGAUGAUCGAACAAGUCUGGAAAGUAAAGUUGGAGGGCUGGAACAGAAGCUGAAUGGGCUUACGCACAAUCUACCUUUGCCAAAUGAAUUGAAAGAAAUUUCAACUCUUAAGGCAAUCAUUGAAGGUCAGGAGAAAAAUAUAAGAGAUCUUGUUAAGGUUGUUCAUGAACAACAUACCCAGCUAGACCAACAAAAAACCCAAAUUAAAGACCUGGAGGAAAAGCUCAGCUACCCCACUUUACAGGACAACAUCGACAACUCCGUUUCUGCGGUGAAUACGGAGCCAGACGUCAUUCCAUACCUAAUGAUGAACACCACUAAUAACAUGACCUCAGACAAAAACGAUCCCCCUACAGACUGCAAUGCAAUCUACCUCAGUGGUCAAACUACUUCAGGAAUUUACGCUAUCAAGCCAAAUCAAUCAGAACCAUUUCACGUUUACUGUGAGAUGACAGAAGAGGGCGGUUGGACAGUCAUCCAGCACCGGAUGGAUGGGUCAGUGGACUUUGACCAGAACUGGGAUAAAUACGAACAAGGCUUUGGAAAGCUUGAAAGUGAAUUCUGGCUAGGCCUUGAAAAAACCCAUGCCAUUUCUAGACAAGGAGAGUAUAUACUACACAUUGACAUUGAAGACUGGAAAAAUGAAAAGUAUUUUGUAGAAUAUAUUUUCAGACUGAGUGGCAAGGAGUCAGACUACACCAUCCAUCUACAUCAGGUUGCAGGUGACCUGCCCAUUUCAACAAACGACCAAACGGGAAUGAAGUUCUCCACCAAAGACAGAGACAAUGACAAGAAAGAUGAUUUCAAUUGUGCACAAAAUUAUUCUGGUGGGUGGUGGUUCAAUGCUUGUGGUGAUUCGAACCUGAAUGGAAAAUUCAUCCGGGUACGUCCAAAGGGUCGCCUUGAAAGACGCAGAGUGGUUAACUGGAAACUCUCAAAAGGAAAUUCUUUAUACUUAAAGUCAACUAAAAUCAAGAUUCGUCCUUCUGAUACUGGAACACUCGAUCGCCCAUCUUAACUGAUUUAUGAUUCUCACAGUCAAAAAGGUGGAAAAUUAGACAUCCAAAUUGUGGGUAGAAGCUUAUUAUUCACAUUAUGAAGUGAUUCUAAAACUUUAUCUGUGGAAACAUGGCCUGGUUUUAAAAUGUGAUACUGCUGACAACUUGGUAUUUUAGCUCAUCUUGUGGGAAGGAACCAGAACCAGAAAAGCAUAAUUUUCUUACUUACGUACUUACCAUAAUAGGACCAAAUACUACGCAAGAUGAAAAUCCCAAAAAUAUACUCUUCAGAGGAUAUAAAGCUAAACUGUUGCUAAGUUAACACAGUAACAUUACCUAAUUAUUUAUAAAAAUACUUUAGGAAGAGACCAGAGGUACCAUGCUGAAUGCGCAUGUUUUAGCAACUAUUUCUGCCCUAUCUGUCAACAACAUUUAUAGUUACCUCAAAGCAUAUAUUUCAUAAUAUGCAUACUACUUGGUAUCUUUGGCUCCUGCUGCAGAAAUGUCAGAACCACUCUGAAGCUCUACUAGAAGGAAACCAUACUGUCAUUCCAUCUCUGGAUAAUACAAAUUAGGGUCAAAUCCAUAAACAUUUAGCCUCAUGCUGUCCAUAAACUACAUGAAUGUAGAUUUAUUAACAUUUAGACAUGAUCAUAGAAUGGGGGAUGUAAAUGACAAUUUAUCAGUAUGACAGUGCCCACAACAAAAUGUGUGUGUGUGUGUAUAUAUAUAUAUAUAUAUACACACACACACACAGACACACACACAUAUAUUAUAUAUAUAUAUAUAUAUAUAUAUAUAUAUAUAUAUAUAUAUAUAUAUAUAUUAUAUAUAUAUAUAUAUAUAUAAAAUAAUAUAUAAACAAAGCAGAGGCAACAUGCCUUAUGCUCUCAAUACUCUUGAAUGUAAUUUGUAAACCAAAAAAUUGUGCAGUUAUUAUCAUUAAUAAACGCAAAAUAAAAAUUAUGAAUAAUUCUUGCAGCAAUUCACCUAAAUUAAAUGAACGUGUUAUACACUGUCAAUACUAAAUGCCCAUAGCAUUUUCAACUCCAUAAUAAAUAUGCUGGUACUCUACAAAUCAAGGGCAAAAACAAUUACUGACAUCUUUAAAUUCAUAGUCAAAAACAUGUUAGAUUAAAAUUCACACACAGUUGUAUAUCCACCAAGUCACCCACACAUCUAGAAGUCAGAAGUUACAGGUUUUGAAACUCUGUUAUAUGUAUGUUUAAUCCUGUAAUUUCCAGCAUAGAAAUGAAUGAGUAAAACUGAUCUGAUUUGAGGCCUAUGGUAUCUCUCUACAGAGACUAGACUGCAAGUGAGGAAAAAAAAGGCACUAAACUAAAAAUAAAAUUUCACACAAAUAUACCGCAACAAAAUUUUACAAAGCUUACUAAAGCUAUAAAGAAUGAAACUAAAUCAUAAAUAUUAAAAAAUGCAUUCAAGCAAAUGUUAAAAAGUAUAUAUUUUGCUCUGUUUUAAAACCUUUGGGAUACCAGUAUGCACAUUUUGAAUGGAUUCAAGUUAAAAUUUAAUGCAAAUGCAUUUUUCUGCCAUUUGAAAGGAAGACAAUAAAAACAAGAACUGAUAGACAGAUCCAGAUUAGCUAAUAAUUGACAGCUGGUUAACACAAACAGUUUAAACUGAUAAACUGAACUGCAGACUACUGAACUGCAGACUACAGCUUUUUAAAUGAUGAUAAACAGAACUGCAAGUUGUUGUUGCACUUUUUUGCAAAUAGAAGGCAGACUUGUUGCCUGAAAGCCAAUAAAAAUCCUGAUUUCACAAUUCUUUAUUUUUAACUAGACGUUUCUGACUACAGAAGCACAUGGUGUUUUGCACUAACCUCCAUCAAACAAAAAUAAAA